Messenger RNA from Miscanthus lutarioriparius, 2004 nucleotides. The record is from the annotation of a GenBank genome assembly. NCBI's taxonomy places the organism in Eukaryota, Viridiplantae, Streptophyta, Magnoliopsida, Poales, Poaceae.
AUGGUUCACAACUACAAGCAUGGCUUCUCAGGCUUCGCAGCGAUGCUCACUGAAGACGAAGCUAAACAAGUCGCAGGGUUUCCAGAAGUCAUCAGUGUGGAACCUAGCACAACCUACACGACGACAACCACUCACAGCUGGGAUUUCCUUGAUCUGAGCUACCAAACGCCCAGCGACGACGACUUGCUCCAGAAAGGCAGAUAUGGAGAGGACAUUAUCAUCGGGGUUGUUGACACAGGUAUCUGGCCGGAGUCAAGAAGCUUCAGAGACGAAGGAUACCCGCCGGUGCCGUCGCGGUGGAAAGGCGUGUGCCAGGUCGGAGAGGUCUGGGGCACCAACAACUGCAGCCGCAAGAUCAUCGGGGCACGCUUCUACGACGCCGGAAUCGACAGGGAAACCCUCCACAGGAACGAGUACCUCUCGGCCCGGGACGCCAACGGCCACGGCACGCACACGGCGUCCACCACGGCGGGCUCCGCCGUGGACGCGGCCAGCUUCCACGGCCUCGCGGCGGGCGUUGCGCGCGGCGGCGCGCCGCACGCCCGCAUCGCCGUGUACAAAUCCCUCUGGCUCAACGAGGACGGCCGUAGCAGCGGCAGCGACGCGAUGGUGCUCGCGGCCAUCGACGACGCGAUACACGACGGGGUGGACGUGCUCUCGCUGUCCCUCGGUGCCGUCGGUGCCCAGAGCUCGUUCGCCGCCCUGCACGCGGUUCAGAAGGGGAUCACCGUCGUGUACUCUGGCAUGAACGACGGUCCAAGGCCGCAGACCGUCGGGAACACUGCCCCGUGGGUCAUCACCGUGGCCGCGAGUACGAUUGAUCGCUCGUUUCCAACCGCCAUUACGCUGGGCAACAAGCAUCAGAUAUUGGGACAAUCUCUCUACUACCAAGAGAAGAACUCACCCAGGAGUAGUUUCAGAAGCCUUGCCUUUGGAGGCCUCUGCACGGCGGAAACUCUCAACGGUACGGAUUUGAAAGGGAAGACUGCCCUGUGCUUUCCAUUAUCAGACAACCAAAGAGCGCUAGUCCCGGUCCAGCAAUUCCAAAACGCGACGCAAAACGUCCUGGAUGCCGGGGGCUCGGGUCUUGUUUUCGCUCAAUACACGACCAAUCUUCUAGAUGUCACAGAAAACUGCGGAGGAAUUCCUUGUGUUCUUGUGGACAUUGACACUGGGUACAAGAUUCUACGAUACAUCAGAACCGCGAGCUCUCCGGUGGCAAAGAUUGAACCAGCGCGCAGCGUUACAAGUAAAGAGUUACUGGCUCCCAAAGUGGCUGCCUUCUCCUCCAGAGGUCCAGCCAUCGACUACGCUGAUGUUAUCAAGCCUGACAUAGCUGCACCUGGAGCUAGCAUCUUAGCAGCAGUGGGAGACUCCUACAUGCUUAUGUCGGGGACAUCAAUGGCCGCUCCACACGUCUCGGGCAUAGUUGCACUGCUGAAAGCUCUGCACCCAGAUUGGUCUCCUGCUGCGCUGAAAUCUGCCAUUGUCACCACUGCAUCUGUAACUGAUGAACACGGCAUGCCAAUACUGGCUGAAGGGUUGCCUAGGAAGAUUGCUGACCCAUUUGACUAUGGAGGUGGCCACAUCAACCCUAACAGAGCAGCAGAUCCUGGCUUGAUUUAUGACAUCAAUCCAAACGAUUACAACCAAUUCUUUCGCUGCAGCAUCGAGACAUCCAUUAGUUGCAAUGCAACAUCAGUACCCGGGUAUCUCUUAAACCUGCCUUCUGUCUCGGUACCAAAUCUUAGGUAUCCAGUUACCGUGCCGAGAACUGUCACAAAUGUCGGCGAGGUCGAUGCAGUUUACCACGUUGCGGUUGAGAGCCCUGCUGGAGUCAAGAUCGAAGUUGAGCCAUCGGUUCUUGUGUUCAACGCUGCAAACAAGGUUCAUACAUUUCAGAUCAAGUUAUCACCUAUGUGGAGGUUACAAGGGGAUUACACGUUUGGCAGCCUUACGUGGUACAAUGAUCAUAGGACAAUGUUUGAUAAGAAAUCAAGGUGA